This is a messenger RNA of Gracilinanus agilis (Agile Gracile Mouse Opossum), 965 nucleotides long. It is a transcript of the gene CRB3, whose product is annotated as crumbs cell polarity complex component 3. The coding region runs from base 223 to 600 and encodes 125 amino acids. The record is from RefSeq and is a predicted model, not a curated record. Lineage: Eukaryota; Metazoa; Chordata; Mammalia; Didelphimorphia; Didelphidae. The transcript is spliced from 4 exons.
UCCUGAGUUUCUUCUGGGCUGGGGACACCUGCCCUGCCGGGCUCCUGGGUCUGUUUCCUCCUUUUCCCUUCCCCCUCCUCCGUCUCGGGCUCUCUCCUUUCUUCCCUUCUUUUCUCCCCCUCACAGUAGCCUGCGAUGAGAUAGCCACUGGAGGAUCCUGCAGUUUGGGAGCGGGAGCCAGGUCAGCGGCAGCAUAGGCCUGGUUAGGUUCCCCAGGGUCCCAUGGAGAGCAGCCCUGGCCUGGGCUUGUGCUUGGCACUGAGCCUGCAGCUAUUGAGCCCCCGGCCCGUCUUGGCCCAUGUUUCUAGAUAUACUGAGCAUGAAAGCAACACUACCACCCCUUCUACAGCACCACCAGACAGCGGGGGGGCCCUGUCCCAGGGUGCAGUCACUGCCAUCAUCACUGUAUUCUCAGUCCUGGGUAUCCUCCUCCUGGUAGUGGCACUGGUCCUGCUGGGUCGGAAACUUCGAGAGAAACGACAGACAGAGGGCACCUAUCGGCCCAGCAGUGAAGAGCAGUUGUCCCACGCGGCUGAGGCAGCCCCAGGUCCCCAGGACUCGAAGAACAAGGCGUGGGGCUGGGUGUCCUGCUGGGGUUAGAGUGGGUGCCAAAAGUUUGCGCCCCCUUCCCCUUUGUCGGGUGGGGGAAGAGACUUUGGUGGGCACUGAAAGUAAGCACACCUCUCCUCCCUCCCCGGGGCCAUCUUGAUUAACAUUCCACCCUCCCCAUGGCCACUGACUUUCUCAGGACUAAUCUUCCCCUCCCAGUGAAUAAUAAUAGGUAUUUGAACUGAAAGGAGGUACUUGGAAAAGUCUUCCACCCCUUCCUGAAAGCCUUCCCCUUUCUUCCUAUCCCUCUCCCCCUCCACCCUACCACCUUAGGCUACUACCUCCAAUUCCCUAGAACUGCCCCUGGGAAGGGCUGCUUGAUUUGUAUUUUUUAUAAAGAUUCUCUUAAGGCCAAA